Alternaria ethzedia is the source of this 1035-nucleotide messenger RNA. RefSeq lists its product as uncharacterized. NCBI's taxonomy places the organism in Eukaryota, Fungi, Ascomycota, Dothideomycetes, Pleosporales, Pleosporaceae. The record is from RefSeq and is a predicted model, not a curated record. The coding region runs from base 1 to 1035 and encodes 344 amino acids. The transcript has 2 exons.
AUGGUUCUAACCGAAGAGGAACAGCUGGAGGCUGCUUUGGCUGAAUCUCUGGUACAAGACUCUGCAACGCCCGCCCAGGAACGCCCAGUAAAGCAGACACGGAAGAGGCCCUCAAAGUCCAAGGGUCUCCUGACUUCGCGGAAAGCGCAGGAAGCAUUACCUCGACUCCCUGGACAACACACUGCUCUGAAGCUGCCAAAGUUAAGAAUUACAAACGACAGGAUAUGGGUUGUAAGGGAAGUAGACAGCCUAUCGCAAUCGCUGGAUACUGACGAACCAUUGGAUGCUUUCGAUCUUGAGCAAGCUAAGGACCUCGAACGUCAACGGCAACUCCUAUAUUUAGCCGAGGUCGAGCGACAGGAAGGCUACAUACACCCUGUUCAAGGUGAGCAAGAAAGCGCUAUGCGCAGCACACUUGCUAAUGAUGUGGAUAACGAUGACUUCACUGCUGCAUUCAUCCUAAGGGAGAUGGCAAACAGUGACAUCAGUGCUAAUCCCGAGAGCAUGGAUUUUGUCGAGAGACUCAUGAAUCCAUCCGCUCCUGGAGGGACUUUGGAGUCGACUAACUCGGCUAAGAAAGAAACCUCGCGUGAGGUCAUACCCCUUCGUCGUUCGACACCAAAUAAAACUGCCGCUGCUCUUGGAGCUGGGAAAUCGUCCUCAAAGGCUAUCGAAUCUGAGCAACCAGCACCAGAGCCCUUAAAAUUGGAUGAGGGCGAAGGUUUCAUGCCAUCCGCGGCAAACGACUUCAAGCUCAAGUAUGAUAGCCCCUCCGGACGUCGAGCGGAGGAGCUUGAUGCACUAAUGAAGCCUCCGAGCCGUCCAAAGACCUUUCCAGCUGAUCUUGCUGGUGAGAAGACUUUCGGCCAUAAGAGCUACAGAGGUUUCGGUACUAGGCCGAAGGAUGAUGCCGCACACAAGAUGGUCGAAGAGAUGGAACUCGAACAUGCGCGAGCACAACAAGACGUAGAGAUGGCUAUGGAGGAGGAAGACAGGUGGGACGAGCUUUGGGGCGUUGAGGAAUGGAAGGAGUAG